AUGGCUGCGGUUGCUCAACGACAAGGCAAUGGGGUGGCAGGACCGUCGGGAUCGAGACAUCAUGGACCAUCAGGAGGACAUGCACCCGUACACAGGAAACGGACGGGAUCAUCAAACAAGGAGGACGUGAGAAUGAUCGGACAAUGGAGAAUAGGGAGAACGAUCGGUAAAGGCAGUUCUGGCCGAGUCAAGAUCGCCAAACAUGCCAUCACUGGAAAAUACGCGGCGAUCAAAAUUGUGCCCAAAGGACUCAUCCUCACUUCGAGAAUGUCCAUGUCCGAAGCUGGAGCACGAGCGGACAAGGUCUUGUUAGGGAUCGAGAGGGAAAUUGUCAUUAUGAAACUGAUCGAUCAUCCCAACGUCAUGAGCCUGUAUGAUGUCUGGGAGACAUCAAACGAGCUAUAUCUCAUCAUGGAAUACAUCCCUGGAGGAGAAUUAUUCGACUAUCUUGUCAAGAGGGGUCGACUACCUCCAUCGGAGGCUUUGCAUUACUUCCAACAGAUCAUUUUUGCCGUAGAUUACUGCCAUCGGUUCAACAUCUGUCAUCGUGAUCUCAAGCCCGAAAACUUGCUGUUGGACAAGGACAAGAAUAUCAAAGUAGCCGACUUUGGUAUGGCAGCUUGGGAAGCCGGUGAAAAGAUGCUCGAGACAAGUUGUGGAAGUCCACAUUACGCGUCUCCAGAGAUCGUGGCGGGCAAAGCGUACCAUGGAAGUGCCUCGGACAUCUGGUCCUGCGGUAUCAUCCUCUUCGCUCUCCUCACUGGGAGAUUGCCAUUUGACGAUGACAACAUCCGAUCGCUCUUGCAAAAAGUCAAGAUUGGACUCUUUGACAUGCCAGACGAGAUCCAGGGCCCGCCGAGGGAUCUUCUGAAGAGAAUGUUGGAGAAAGACCCAGAGAGGCGAAUCACCAUGCCUGAAAUCCUCCGACAUCCAUUCUUCACCUCUCGCUCGCCCCGACCAAUCCCUGGAAGAGCGCUUGUUGACCCUCCUUCGCUCGACGAGGUGGAGCGACCUGUCAACUCUCCUAGCGAGAUUGAUGCCGAUAUCAUGGGUAAUCUCAAGACAUUGUGGUCUGGUGCAUCUGACGAUGAGAUCAUCGCGGCUCUCAUGAGCAAAGAAAAAACAUGGGAAAAAACCAUCUACCACUUGCUCAUCACCUAUCGAUCAAAGCAUCUGGAGAACUACAACAUGGACGAUGAUGAUGCGAUCGAAACUCAAGCUAGGACGCCGAAGAGCGCACCGCCCUCAUCCACGCCUAGAAAGACACCAUCAGGUCCGAAAUCGCCACCUGCCAAACGCAUCCUUGGCGAGAAUGAAACGAUCCAAGAGAAGAUUACACCUCAAUCACCAGUCGCUAGACCUUCAGCACCCACCCCAAAGAAGGCUGCGGCUGGUGGGAUUGUCUCUUCUCCCGCCAAUGGCCCAAGCAAGCUUUCUGCUCCGCCUCGUGGCCCUCGACCGCCAUCUAGCCCUGUAGCUCAGAAGCGAGAAUUGAACGAUGAGAAUCAACCUCCGACUCCUGCCAUCGUCCUCCAUCAGCCAACACCUACAAAGGGACUUGCUGCUCCUCAGUCUAUGGCUCCACCACCUUCGCCUUUGUUGCCCAGUACUCCUCAGCUACCCAGCACUCCUCAACUCCCUGCCCCGCCCUCUCCGUCCCCAUCACCUCUUAAUGUUCCCACUGUCCAGGAUGAGCAGCUGCAACACUUCUUUAACGAAGUGGCCAGUCAGCUCAACUCGAUGAAUAUUCGAUCAUCCAUCGCUUCUGCGUCCUCUACGUCGUCCAACUCUCCAGCCAUCCAACAGGAUUACCAAGCCUAUCUUGCGUACGCGGCUGGCAUUCCUCUGCCUGGUCCGAGUACUCCAUCUAUCCACUCUAGUUCACCGACUUCGCCUACUGGUGGAUUUGACCCGAACCAGUUCGCAGAUGCGGAUGGUGACGACUCAGAAUUGGCCUCAGAGUAUUCGCACGCGACGCAUUCUGCCAUGUCAGCCAAUUCUCCGUUGGUAGGACUGGGCUUCGGAGCAUCGCCUCGACCGGGAUUGCAUCCUAUCCAGAGUCAACAGGCGAACCAGAAUCGAUGGAGCUAUAGCUCUGCGGGAGGUGUCGCCUCCAGACCCCAGGUCCCGUUGUCAUCUUACCGCCCUGCACCACCCCCUCCAAUGGCGACGAGGACUGCACCGAAGCCUCCAGCGAUCGCCACUAGGACUGAGGACAGCAAUCUUCCACGAGACACAUCCUAUGUCGUGGUAGACAACAUCGAAGUCCCUUCGGUGGCCAAUGAUUCAUGGUCAUCGAGGCAGAGCGGCUUCUCUCAGCAUCGAGGUCAGGAUGGUUUCGGCAUGCUUAAAAAGAAGAAGAAGCAGUUUGGCUCGACCUUGAACGCCACUCAAUUCCCAUUCUCACCAUCACCAUCCUCCACCAUGGGUACGCCGUCACCCAAGAAGAGCUGGUUCAACAACCUCUUCUCUUUCAAGGCUCCUUCAUGUACUUUGCUGUCGCAUGACAACAUCAGCAACACUCGCGACAGGAGCAAGAAGAUUCUCGCCGAACUGGGAGUCAGAGUGGCAGUGGUUGAGAUUGAUGGUAUCAGAGCGUUAAAGUGCCGAGUGGACGAGAUCAAAGGUGCCCUUACCGUUGUCAAAGGCGUACGAUUCCGAGCAGAAUUUUCUCGAAAUACGCCCAGCUCUGGCGGAGGCUACAACACCCUUGUAUCUCUCACAUUGGAGAAAGGCGCUCAAUCGACUUUCAAACGUGAGUCGUGA
Molecule: messenger RNA, 2766 nt
Organism: Kockovaella imperatae
Lineage: Eukaryota; Fungi; Basidiomycota; Tremellomycetes; Tremellales; Cuniculitremaceae
Product: kinase-like domain-containing protein
Exons: 8
Coding region: 1-2766 (921 amino acids)
Biological process (GO): protein phosphorylation; intracellular signal transduction; microtubule cytoskeleton organization
Cellular component (GO): cytoplasm
Molecular function (GO): protein serine/threonine kinase activity; ATP binding; tau-protein kinase activity
Source: RefSeq, a predicted model, not a curated record